This is a messenger RNA of Talaromyces atroroseus, 954 nucleotides long. RefSeq lists its product as hypothetical. The transcript is spliced from 5 exons. NCBI's taxonomy places the organism in Eukaryota, Fungi, Ascomycota, Eurotiomycetes, Eurotiales, Trichocomaceae. The record is from RefSeq and is a predicted model, not a curated record. The coding region runs from base 1 to 954 and encodes 317 amino acids.
AUGCCUAACAAUGCCUUUUCUGUGCAUGCAUUGCCAGACCUAUCUGGCAAACUGUAUGUCGUCACAGGCGGAAAUGCCGGCAUAGGAAAAACGACUGUUGCCGGUCUAGCUAGCCGUGGGGCAAGGGUAUAUAUGGGUGCAAGAAGCGCUGAGAAAGCUGAGAAAGCCAUUACGGAUAUUAAACGAGAGCUUGGAAAACCACAGGCUGAUAUCGUUUUCUUGAAACUUGACCUUACUGAUUUUAAGUCUGCUGUCGAGGCAGCUCGGGAGUUGAGAAGCAAAGAGACUGCUCUACAUGGACUUAUCAACAAUGCCGGUAUUAUGGGCGUGCCAUUUUCACGAACGAAAGAUGAAUACGAAAUUCAGUUUCAGACAAACUACCUCUCCCACUGGCUCUUCACCUAUCAUCUCCUGCCACUACUGCAAUCGACAGCUUUGACGCAGCCAGGGACCGCACGUAUCGUAAAUGUCACAUCGGAUGGCCACGAGAGAUUCACGUUGAAGGAAGGAAUUCGGCUGGACGAUCCAAACUUGGAGUCGGAGUCUGCAAUGGUCAGAUACGGACAUUCAAAACUGGCAAAUAUACUCCAUACGAGGCACUUGAACGCCGUGUAUGGGCCAAAGGGGAAGGAAUCGUCGGGUAUAAUAGUAGCUGCGGUCCAUCCAGGGCAUAUUGACACAAAUCUCAACAAACAGGCUACCGGCAUGGCACCGGCCGUUGUUUUACGUAUCAUGACCCCAAUCAUGAAAUGCAUAGGAAUCCUGGAUCACGAGGCCAAAGGGGCAUUAUCGACACUAUUUGCUAUUGCAGACCCGAAAUUCACUGAAUCAGGUGCUUACAUUGUUCCAUAUGCUAAAAUUGGAAAGCCGAGCCAGAUGGCUAAAGAUGACCAGUUGGCAGAGAGACUUUGGGAGUGGACAUUCAAGAUGUUUCAAGAAAUGGGCUAUUUGUAG